GUUGAAUAUAAUUUGUUUUAUAUAUGAGGUCUUUCAUAUUCCAGGUAACUCAAUGCACAACAUUGUAAACUAAAUGCUAGCAACUCACUAACAGUGUAGACAAAUGCAGCAAGUGUUGGGCAUUAAGCAGCAGCACACAUAGCAGUAGAUGUUAGAAGCAGUUCUCCUAAAAGAGAGAGCAGGGGAAAUGUUGACCUAGAUUAUCCUUUAUAUGCAUAUUGGAAAAGUGCCAUGGGAUCUUUGAUUUCACCAUGGGCAGAGGUGGGGUGGGAUCACCUUGCUUUAAAUAGCUUAUGAUUUCAGGAAAGAUUUAAUUGCUAUGCCUUCCACUAUGCCUGAAAUACCUUCCAAAUCCUGCAUCCCAUGUAACCUCCCUUUCCUUCAUAUUCCUCCUCACAACUCGCCUAUUCCCACGCUCUCUCCAACGCUGACUCCUACACCCAUGCUGCCCUUCUAAUGUAGGUAGGAUAAUAACAUUUAAAAAGCUGAUAGUGCUGUGACCCAAAGUAUAAAGGAAGCAACCUUAUUAGCUUGCCCUGCAUCGUUUCCCCUUCUAGUAUGUCAUACCAUAUCCAAUUUACAAUUUAAAUAGGCUUACUACUGCUAUAUAGCACCUUCCUCACAAUUGACUUCCUUGGAACUUUUUGUGGGGUAAGGCACAUCCUAAUGUGAGUAAGGGUAUCAGAAUCUGACCCUUAGAUUGUAAAUUCUUUGGGGCAGGGAUUAUCUAUGUAUUCUCUCUGUAAAUAAUUAUAUACUUAAAUUAAUCCCUAGCACCAGCACUCUACAAUGGGUGAAGAGGGAUAGGAAGGUGUCUCCAUUUAAGCAUUACGGAGUGUGAGGUCUGCGUGGUUUCCAAAGUCCAGUUUGAAAGGGCUGGACCCAGAGUUCAUUCCAGGUGGGCACAGUGAUCCAGUUCUUCUUUAUGCUUCUUUCCAGGGCCUCCAACCAGAGCCCAUUCCAUGUGGGUCUGGUAAUUUAGUGCUGGUUUUGUUCCUCCCCUCCAAGGAGUUGUACUGGAUAUUUGAAAGAUCAUGAAUAAUUAUUGAUAUAAAGUUUGUUUUUGUCUCAUGUUUUGCGAACCUGUCUUUUGAGAGGCUGGGUAAGGAUGGGUGAAAAUUGGAAGAGGAAUCCUGGUCCCCGUCAUUUUCCAAAAGUUUCAUGCAUACAAGUUCCUCCAUCUGCUCAGGAUACCUACUUACUGAAGGACCUGAAGCGAGGCCAGAAAUGCUACCUCUACAGCAUCAUGAGAGUUUAUGACAGCAAACCUCUGAGGGAAAUGCUGUCUCAUCAGUACAUGCUCAAUCUCCAGCGCCAGAAUUUGCUGGGUCAUAUUACUGAGCAUGAAGUCCAGUUUUACACCUCCUUCCUGGAUCAAGCUGAAGAGAGAGAACCAAGAAAGGUCUCAGCUAGAAACAGAGCCUCUCUGAAGUCUAGUGUUGGGAGAACUCAGCCGUAGAUCAUAUUCUAAGGGACAUCGCUGUGAUCAUCUAGUCUGACCUGCUGUAUAACACAGGCCAUAGAACUCCCCCAAAUAAUCCCUGUUUGAACUAGAACCUCUCUUUUAGGAAAAGAUCCAAUGUUGAUUUUAAAAAUUGCCAGUAAUGGAAUUUCCACUAUUAUAUCCCAUGAUAAAUUGUUCCAAUGAUUACUCUAUGUUAAAAAAUUGUGCCUUAUUUCCAGCCUGAAUUUGUCUAGCUUCAACUUUCAGCCGUUGGAUCUUGUUAUACCUUUGCCUGCUAGACUGAAGAGCCUAUUUUCAAUUUUUCUAUUUCCCAGGUAGGCACUUACAAGAUAUAAAGGUAAUAAUUGGAGAUAUACCAAUCUCCUAGAACUGGAAGUGACCUUGAAAGGUCAUGGAGUCCAGCCCUCUGCCUUCACUAGGAGGA
Molecule: messenger RNA, 1889 nt
Organism: Mauremys mutica (yellowpond turtle)
Lineage: Eukaryota; Metazoa; Chordata; Testudines; Geoemydidae
Gene: FAM216B
Product: family with sequence similarity 216 member B
Exons: 4
Coding region: 1109-1459 (116 amino acids)
Source: RefSeq, a predicted model, not a curated record